Molecule: messenger RNA, 582 nt
Organism: Aspergillus calidoustus
Lineage: Eukaryota; Fungi; Ascomycota; Eurotiomycetes; Eurotiales; Aspergillaceae
Source: the annotation of a GenBank genome assembly
AUGACCACCCAUACUCAUCCGUUGCAAGCAAUCGGCCAAGCCGUCGGCGCUGUGGGCGGCGAUCCGCGCCCUAUGCAGCUCGCGUCGCUAUUCCAGGGCGCCAACGAUGGUCCCGCAAAGGUCGCGGCUAAAUUGACCGGCGUUCAGGGUCCUGGGAAGCGGGCUGAUGAUGGUCCGUACUUUACCAACAACGAGGCUAUCCCAUUCCCCGACCCGGCUCAUAGUAAGACGGCGGGCGGGCUGCCUUUGGCCUCCGAUACGUUCCUCUUCCAGAAGCAGCAGCAUUUCAAUCGCUCCAAGAACCUUGAGCGCAUGGUUCACCCUUGUGGUAGUGGCGCAUUUGGACACUUCGAGGUCACCAAGGACGUAUCUUCGUUGACAAAGGCACACUUCCUUCGAUCACCUGGAAUCAAAGCCCCUGUCUUCGUCCGGUUCUCAACGGUAACUCUCGGUCGAGAGUUCCCAGACCUGGCUCGUAACCCCCGUGGGUUCGCCAUCAAGUUCUAUACUGGCGAGGGUAACUAUGAUAUCGUGGGACUGAACUUUGUAAGACCCCUCGCUAGCAUCAAAGCCAAUCACUAA